Molecule: messenger RNA, 2484 nt
Organism: Cladocopium goreaui
Lineage: Eukaryota; Dinophyceae; Suessiales; Symbiodiniaceae
Source: the annotation of a GenBank genome assembly
CCUUCCGUUCUUUGCGGGAGGAUGAAACUUGCGUCUUUAGGAAGCGCAUUCAGCGCUCUACUCUCAAUUCAACUUCUGCGCCUUGCAGCAGGAGAUCAUGCUGUGUGCUGGAAGACGACUGGCAAUGUCUUCAUACAGCAUCGUUCGAAGUCCAUGCUGAGCAAUGACUUUGAAGCGCUUGUCUCCUGGGUCGCUGGACCCUUCGGUUCAUGCAUCAAAGUGUGUCCUGGUGCCAGGCGUGCCUUCGGUACGAAUCCUGCUGUUCAGAAGCGCGAGGUGAAGUGCUUUGCACUAGGCGGAGAAGAGCUUGAAGAUUUCAGAUGCGAACACUUGAUGAAGCCACGAAAGUACAGGCGUUGCCACUGUGGAGUCCUUUCCUGCCCCGCAAACUGCAGCAACUGUGAUGAAGAUGACGAAGAUGAUGAAUCCAGCGAAUUUGGAGAAAGCCGUGACAGCGAAUUCGAAUUGGUGGGCUGCUUUCCACUAGGAGAUGGUGACGUCACCGGUGAAGUCGAAGAUGCAGCGGAUUUCGCAUGCCGAGACUGGACGCAAGAUGACGUUGCAUGCCGAAGUGGCCUGCCGUUCUAUCGUUUGCAAGCGAAUCACGACAUGACGCCAGAACUUUGCUUCGAGUUUUGCAUCGGUGCUGGAUUGGACCUCUUUGGCUUGGUGGGCGAAGAAUGUCGCUGUGGCGCCUCCCUCCUCAAUAAAGAUGUGUGGGGGGCGGCCGUGGGAGGGGCUCCACGGGGAGGUCUGCUGCUGCCGCUGUCGAAGCAACUCCCGACUCAAGAGGAAUGCCCCGUUCGCGUCUACAGAUGGAUUGGUCCUUUCGUUUCGGGGGGUUCUGUCCCCGAACACUUGCAGAUGUUGCAUGUUGGCAACACCAUCUAUGUGGAUUCCAUCGUGAGUGGAACUGACAUCUCUGAAGAGCAGGAGGAAGAUGGGAAAAUCCCGCCAGAGCUUCUGCAGAAGUUUGAAGCCGAAGAUAUCGCACUGCGCGAACUCCAAAAGGAGCGCGCUGCAUCUGGAAUCGAAGAUCCUCGCUGGGACAGGCCGUGUGAUGAUGCCGAUGGCUGCCAGGCGGCCAGGCCUUGGAUCGAACGCACCACGACGGCUCCAGAGGGCAUGCUCAGCCAAUGGCAAGAGUAUGUCAUGGUGCGUUACAAGUUCGAUACAGACGUCGAUGACACUCGCAAGGAAGCCUUCCGCGCUGCCGCAGCGGAUUGGCGAACCCACACCUGCAUCGCUGUGGUGGAAGAUGACAACGCAGGCUAUCCUUACAUCCUGGUGGGCAUCUACGACACAGGAAGCUGUUGGGCAUACCUGGGACGGCCAUCGAGCUACCACAAGAUCAACCUGGGAUGGUGCAAGACAAUGAGCCAUAAAGGAAGUAUGGUGCAUGAGCUCGGUCAUGGUUUGGGCAUCAACCACGAGCAAAAGCGUGCUGAUGGGUCGCAAGAGUACUACGGCAAGGGGCCACAUCUGGAGAUGUUCUGGGAGAACACUGGACAAUGGGGAAGUCAGUACACCCCUGCUGUCAACACCUAUAUUGGUUCUGCAGAUGACGGUGUAGGCGAUCCUCAAAUUGGCUAUGCACCAUAUGAUUUUGAAAGCAUCAUGCACUACUAUCGACAGAGAAGCUCCGACCGCACUGUCAAUGACGGCUGGUACUUCAACACAAUUCCAUCCUCUGGGCAGAGCCUUGUUGGAAAUCGUCACGCCUUGUCUGCCGGGGACAUCAAGCAAGCCUUGGACGCGUAUCGAUGCAGGAGCCCAGCGACCAGUACGACGACCACCACCACCACAACAACCACCACGGCGACGACUACCACGACGACCACAACGACCACAACGACCACGACGACCACGACGACCACAACGACCACGACGACCACGACGACCACGACUACCACCACUCCAGUGGAUGAAAAUGCCCCUUUCCUCGAAGCAGGUGAAAUCAGCGUUUCAGGUCAAGGCGACUGGCAACACUUUUCCUUCGCCACUGCUUUCGCCGAGCCUCCCGUGGUGGUGGUGCUGGCCACGGGGCUCGGUGAUCCAAAGGAUGUGAAGAUCCGAGGUGUCAGCUCCAGCGGCUUUGAAGCGCUGCUGGUGGUUCCGCCUCCCAACACCGGAGAUCUGGUGGCCAUCACCGUCGCUUAUGCUGCGGCCAAACAAGGUGUACAUACUCUGCCAGAUGGUCGUGUUUUUGAGGCAGGCCAAGUGGAUACCAUGGCAAGGCAAUACUCCAACAAGUGCCAGCCUGCGGGCGCCUCCCGAAGCUGGGACACGGUCCAGUUGCAGCACAGCUUCGGAACUCCCGUGGUGGUGGCCCAGGUCCAAACGGCCAACAACGAGGAGGGCACGGUGCCGAGUGGUGCUUCCCAGCCUUGGUUGACGACGGCCGUGGAUUCCGUGACAAGCUCGUCCUUCAACGUGGCUUUGGAGUCAGCCGAAACUCAGGUGGGGAUCUGUAACAGAAGCUGA